AUGAUUUCCAAAUCCGAUUCAACUGCCAAAACGUCAAUAGUCUCGGUAACGCUUGAGCCGAAGAAAGCUCUCGUUGAGACUCCAUUCUCUUCCACAAACACAUCCAAAGAGAUCAUUUUGCCGUCAAGAGCCCCAACUCCAGAAAUCACAGUCGGCGUAUCGGUGGUGAGCUUUCCACCCCUUCCACCAGUUCCAUCAACAACUGGUCGACAAUUGACUUUCACCGAACUACCGCCAGAAGAGUUCUCCCUUGGCUACGGCUCUUACAAGACAUCGACGUUUGACCCAAAAAUCUACAUCGAAAGGCUACAGAAUCGAAUUCAUCAAACGAGUUAUCCAAAAAUUUCUCGAGAAGACGAACGCUUUGACGAAAUACCAAUCUACAUCUCAAAUGCCAGCAAUGUGUUGCAGUUUUCAGACGAAGGUGAG
Molecule: messenger RNA, 429 nt
Organism: Mesorhabditis belari
Lineage: Eukaryota; Metazoa; Nematoda; Chromadorea; Rhabditida; Rhabditidae
Source: the annotation of a GenBank genome assembly